Cokeromyces recurvatus is the source of this 1528-nucleotide messenger RNA. RefSeq names its product 7 transmembrane sweet-taste receptor of 3 GCPR-domain-containing protein. Gene Ontology annotation, cellular component: G protein-coupled receptor heterodimeric complex; membrane. Gene Ontology annotation, biological process: G protein-coupled receptor signaling pathway; gamma-aminobutyric acid signaling pathway. Bases 231 to 1358 code for a protein of 375 amino acids. Lineage: Eukaryota; Fungi; Mucoromycota; Mucoromycetes; Mucorales; Mucoraceae. The record is from RefSeq and is a predicted model, not a curated record. The transcript is spliced from 5 exons. Gene Ontology annotation, molecular function: G protein-coupled GABA receptor activity.
AUCUAUAAUAGCCUCCUCUUGAUUCACCUCCAAGUACAGCUUUAAACCCAGAUAUAAAUUCUCCUAUUUCUCAUGCAAUCUUGGUUUUAUCAUCUGCUGGUAUCUUAUUUUCACUUGCUUGUUUCUUUGUAGUAUUAAUUAACCGAAAAAAUGAAAUAUUUAAAGCGGCAAGCCCUCUCUUUUGUUGUUUAGAAUUAGUUGGAUUUAUAUUAACCUAUCUUUCAGUUAUCAUGAUGAUCGGUAUCCCUACUACUACUACAUGUAUCGUGAAGCCUAUUACAUUUAGUUUAGGUUUCAUAUUAAUUUUAGGAAAUAUGAUUGCAAAAAACUAUCGGAUUUAUCACAUUUUUAAUAAUAUUUUUAUAACGCGAAAUGUUAUUACGGAUAUGCAUUUAAUUAAAACUGUAGUUGCUUUAAUUGGCGUUGAAAUGAUGAUUUUAAUAGUAGGUCUAAUUGUAUCAAAACCAAUUCCUACGAAGUUUCAGGCGUCCUUUUCUAAUCACUAUUGGACAUGUGAGCCUCAGGGCAACAAUAAGUUAUUGUUCAUGAUUCUUUCAACUAUCUAUGCUGCUUGUUUAUUAUUAUUUGCGACAUUUCUUGCAUACAAGACUCGGUUUGCUGGUAAACAAUACAGUCGUUAUAGUGAAUGCAGACAAAUGGGAUUAUCUGUAUAUAAUAUUCUAUUUUCAGCAUUAGUUGGUUUUGCCGUUGUUGUAAAUCCUUUGGCCGACUUUUAUACAAAAUACUACAUUGAUGUUAUCUCUAUUCUUUGGGCAGCAUCCUUUUCUCUAACGAUUUUAUUUUUACCUAAACUAUUUUCUUUCUAUAAAUUCAAAUUGAAAGAAAGAAGAGAGGAAGUUGAUAAAUUGCAAGAGAAAUCAACAGGGGCACCGACACAUAGGAGUCUCUUUUCAUUUAUGAAUGCUUCUAAUAGUGAUUAUCAUAAUAACAGCAAUAUAGAAGUGAAUCAUGGUAUAAACGAGUUACUUAGUCUAGAUCAAAUACUAGCAACAGAUGAUCUUAUUUUAUAUGAUGAUCCUACUUUACGUAGACGAAAGCCUAGUGCUAUCAGCACUACUACUUUAGAUUACAAUGGAGACUCUAAUCAUUUUAUCGAAGUACAUGAAGGAGAGAUGCCUAUUCGAAAAGUAUUUCGUUAUUUUCCUUAUUUAUCUCAAUGGAAGAUGAAUCAUGUUAUGCUAUUUCCCUGGUUAGGUUAUUUUUCACAUUUUUCGGUAUGUCUUUUCUUUUCUUUUUUAACAAGUAUUAUUUUAAUAUAUAAUAUAUUAAAUAGGAUAAUGAAAAAAAGGGAACAGUCAUGUCUUAUCAUCAAGCAACCGUUUAUUCUGCUAAAUUAGAAGAUUAUGUGCUCAAGAUACAUGGUCAAGGUUGGACAGAUAUUUAUAUUCAAUUACCUAAUUUAAAUACAUUGAAUGUAUGGGAACACUGCUUUAAUCAAAGAAAAAAGCCACAUUUUCAUGAUUUUAGACGUCAUUCAUCUAAUGCACUACAAGAACAGCACGAUAAA